Molecule: messenger RNA, 2597 nt
Organism: Oryzias latipes (Japanese medaka)
Lineage: Eukaryota; Metazoa; Chordata; Actinopteri; Beloniformes; Adrianichthyidae
Product: voltage-dependent L-type calcium channel subunit beta-4
Biological process (GO): calcium ion transmembrane transport
Cellular component (GO): voltage-gated calcium channel complex
Molecular function (GO): voltage-gated calcium channel activity
Source: RefSeq, a predicted model, not a curated record
GCCCCAGCUGCUAGAUGAACACAGACACAUUCAGAGCUGCACAUAGAGCUUAAGGUCACUGCAUAGAGUUGCUGCUACAUUUUCCCAUCAUCCUCCUCUUCCUCCAGUUGAGGACUGCAGGCGCUCAGAGACUGGGGCUCACCACAGUGAACUCAGCGGCGAGGCUUUGUGAAUAUGACCUUAGGACCACAGAAACCACUGUUGGAUGUAGAAGCUGAUAGGUUUCCUUUGUUAUGAUGCAGAGCUGAAGCUUCUGCCCCACUGACGGCCUGUCUUCUCUCCCCCCACAGGGAAGCAGAAACAGAAAGUGACGGAGCACGUUCCCCCGUACGACGUGGUUCCUUCCAUGAGGCCCGUGGUGCUGGUGGGACCGUCGCUCAAGGGUUAUGAGGUCACCGACAUGAUGCAGAAGGCUCUGUUCGACUUCCUCAAGCACAGAUUUGACGGCAGGAUCACCAUCACGCGGGUCACGGCCGACAUCUCUUUGGCCAAAAGGUCCGUCCUCAACAACCCCAGCAAGCGGGCCAUCAUCGAGAGGUCCAACACGCGCUCCAGCUUAGCCGAGGUCCAGAGCGAGAUCGAGAGGAUCUUCGAGCUGGCGCGCUCACUGCAGCUGGUCGUCCUGGACGCAGACACCAUCAACCACCCCGCCCAGCUGCUCAAGACCUCCCUGGCCCCCAUCAUCGUCCACGUCAAAGUGUCCUCGCCAAAGGUUCUUCAGCGGUUGGUCAAAUCCAGAGGGAAGUCUCAGAGCAAACACCUGAACGUCCAGCUGGUGGCGGCAGACAAACUGGCUCAGUGUCCCCCGGAGAUGUUUGACGUCAUCCUGGACGAGAACCAGCUGGAGGACGCCUGCGAGCACCUGGCAGAGUAUCUGGAGGCGUACUGGAAGGCCACCCACACCUCCCUGGCCACGCCCCUCAACCCCCUGCUGGGCCGUAACCUGGGCUCCACGGCUCUGACCCCCUUCUCCACCAGCAUCUCCGGCCUGCAGCAGAGCCAGAAGCUGCGGCAGAGCAACCAUGCCGGAGACCACGCCACCCCCAACGAGCGCCGGAACCUGAUGGCGGCGGACGAGAACUACCACAACGAGCGGGCGCACAAAGGCCGCAACCGCAUGUCGUCGGGCUCGCAGCACAGCAGGGAACAGCAGGACCCCUACCAGGACUACCCGGACCCGUACCAGGACGCCUACAAGCCGCACCGCAACCGCAGCUCCCCGGGCGGCUACAGCCACGACUCCCGGCAUCGACUCUGAGCCCACCAGGGCCGCCGCCUGGGCCGCCGCCAGGGCCACCGCCGGGGCCACCGCCGGGGCCACCGCCGGGGCCACCGCCGGGGCCGCGGUGACCCGGAGUCAACAGGAGGAUCCCCCACUCCACUUUUUUAAAGAACCUUCCGGCUGCGCAGAGGAGAUGGGAUGUCUGAGCGCCGGCAGAUCCACUCAGAACCCUGAGACGGCGGCGGCGCCUGGAGCAUGGCGGCAGAUCCAGGGACAGCCCCCCAGGCCUUGUACAAACCUCCACCUUUAGCUUACUGCAUGCUGAUAGAUGACCCACCUCUGCAUCCACCCAGAUGACCUUCUGGACCUUCAGGACGGGUCGUCCCGGUGGCCCGGCGGAGCGGUUCUGCCGUUCAGGUAGCUUUGAUUCUGGUGCUUCACAUUCCCAAACCGAUUUGCUGCUGGAGGAAGAGGAGGAGGAGGAGAACCAGGAGGAGGAGGAGGAGGAAGGCCAGCUUUUCUGUAGCGUAGCUUUAGCAUCUCAUCUCAGUGAGCAGAACCCAGACCCGGUUCUGAGGCGGAACAGCAGCCGGUCUCUCUGACAGCAGCAAAUAUCUGAUGCAUUUCCAGAACUUUCUGUUGGUUUUGGAGCUUCAGGCCCACAGAGACUCCUUCAAAAUAAGAUCAGAACUCUUUUCUGAAGCGGCGGGUCCACGGGUCCGGCUCGGCGCCGCUGGCAUGUUGUCCGGACUGCAGAGCAUGCUCUAUCCAACCUUAAAUAGCCCCCCCCUUCCUUUUUCUGAGGUGAUGUUGAUCAAAUCGACCCCCCCACCCCCCAUGAAAGAAGAGCAAAAUAAAAACCUGAAGUCCCAAAGCAGCAGUCCUGCGUGGUGAGGGGGCGGAGUCACAGAGCGGCUCCCGCCUGAAACACGGAAACCACCUGUUUACUUUAGAGAAACGAGGUGGGGGCUCCCGCUCUACCACUGCUGGGGGUUCAAACCCCUCUGUGUGUGUGUGAAUGUGUGUGCAUGUGUGUGCACGAAUGUGUGUGUGUGUUCUAAUGUGUGUGUGUCAGUGUGACAUUUCAAAGUGUCUAGACAUUUACGACUUUCUUUUCGUCUUCCUCAGUUUCCGAUUCUUCAUCGUUUUGUUUUCUAAGCGUUAAAAUCCCAUGAUGCAUUGCUCCCACAGCUAAAAAAAGUUCAGACUAUCGUCCAAUAAAUGCAAAUGUGCUGCAGGUCUAGCAGGUGGAUGGAGCAUGGUUACCAUGGUUACCACCUCACAGCAUCUCCUCCUGAAUCCGUCUCAUGGAGGUUCUGGUCUCUGAGUUUGUGAAAAAUGUCGAUUUUAAAAGAUUCUAGUUUUUCUUUUUUAA